AGCUUGAUAUUUAUUUGGGUUUGCAAAAGCAAAAAGCUUCGCAUUUUUGAGUUUGUGCAUACGUUUUGCGAAUAUUCUUGGAGUCGUCUCUUCCAAGAAUUUCAUCACGUAUUUUCUGUUCUCCAUAGUUCUUUUCGUUUUUUUAUCAAUCGUUCGUUUCGCAAGUUAUACUCGGUUCUUAUUUUUGUUCUUACAUUUUUACAACUUGCUAAUUCAUUGUACUUGAUUAUUCCCUGGGUAAACGUACCUUCCAAGAAAGAAAAAUGGCUUCAUUUCUAUGGUCGUUGGUCGCUUCGGCAUUGGCCUUACGCACCAUAAAUUGUCUUCAUCUUGACCAGAGCCCCAUGUCGAGGGUCAGAGUCACCUUGCUGCAGCUUUUGGUCUCCUACCUUCUAUUUUCAGGCUUCUCGAGUGCUGGCGCCUUUGCUGCACAUCUCAAGUCACCGAGAAGUCCGCUGCCUACAGGUCUGGUUCCGACAGUAUCUGGAAGAUCUACAUCUAGCGCAUGGCCUGAGGCAGCACCUGGCACGCAAUCAGUUCCUCAUGCUUCACCGUCAGAUGAAGCAGGAGAGGCUCCGCAACGAACUGCUCCUGCUGCUUCGAUAGAGGGGCAGCUUCCUCAGUAUCUUCUUUACGACGACUACCUCUAUCUACCACUAUCCUCUUCCCUCGAAAUGGAGCUUCUCACUUAGUCUGACAGACAAAAUUGAGAAUGAUACAACCAAUUACAACUUCAAGAAAAGCGUGUUACUGUUAUUCUCUUUGAUUGAGAUUAGCUUUAGCUCUAACUCGCAACAACACCAAGUCUGCCUCCGCCUCCGAUGCCGCCAAUCGGGACGCCACAAAGUGGUCUCCUGGAGCAAGCUGCGGCUAGGCUCUUACCGACUCUGUUAGCUCAACACCAGAACAUGGGAGACUUGCUCAAUGGCGGUCGUCACGCAGCGACUCAACCAUUUCUUGCGCCACAACAAGGUCAAGGGUCUGCUUCAGUUAAGGCUACUAUUUGAAUAUAUAGACGCAUCUUUCCAGACAUCUCCGUGGUCCCGUCUCUUUCUCAAGGGGAAAGGAAACAAAACGGGAACCAAGUAGAUCUAGAUGCUCUACUUCCAGAUGGAUUGAUGGUAGUCGGUCCUAAUUCAAAGCAUCAGCAGCAGCAGCAGCAGCAGCAGCGUGAGCCUGAGCUUCAUACCACAAGGAUGCGCUCACUAUUACCAGGCGUUCUCAUGGAGUGCGAGAGGAUUAUACAAACAUGCGAACUUGCUCUUCUUAUGGGGAUUAGUUUUCUUCUUUUCUACUUGGGACUAACAUACAACUGGAAGUAUUAUCAUACGUGGCGGCACGUCUUAAUCUUACUCUUUCUCUCCUUUCCUCCAACAAGCAUACUCGGAAAGCACGUGCACUUGUCUAAUACCAACGAGUGCAUCCGUGAAUGCUCCAACGACUCAGAUUCGAUUCAAUUCAACGCAGGUGCAAACCUACCGCGUAAUAUUAGAGGCGAGCAGCCUCCUACUCCACAAGCUCCAGUACAGGGACAACAUCAGGCACAAGUUGCAACUUCCACGCCAGUAGUAUCGCAUGGGAAAGCAUUAUAUACGCCUGGUAUCCAACAUUUAGGAUCUGCGUUUCAACAACAGCAACGAAAUGAUCAGGACCGAUGCAACCUACAGCAAGAAGAUCCGCUGCGCCAGCUUCGAGGACUGUCGUAUGGUACUGGUGCAGGACGAAUCGAUCAUCCGGGAAGUAACGGUGGUUGUGGUUCUAGUCAUCUUUCAUCAAGACCGAUCGAGUUAGCGGCUGCUCUUCCUUCUUCUUCUGCAUCCCCAGGUCAUUUCGCGUCCUCACCAACACCAACAUCAGGAGCUGCGCCUCCAGGUCAUUUCCCGUCCUCACCAACACCAACAUCAGGAGCUCCCCCUUCUGGUCAUUUGCAUUUCGCGUCCUCACCAACACCAACAUCAGGAGCUCCCCCUUCUGGUCCCCUUGCAUCAAGGCCAGAACUAAGUGGAAUGAUGAGCGAACAAGUACUAGACGGCGUCGGCGAUGGUUCAUCUCCUUCUCUGGAAGACAAGAGAAUGGAAAACCUCAUAUGGCAGAGUCCAUCUCGUAGUUCAUCGUUCUCGACUUCAGCGCCUUCUAUCACAGCGCCGACGUACUUUUCCCGUGGCGCGUCGUGGGAAGAUUGUAGUCUUUUUCCCGAAUGCGCUUCUUCCUUUUCGUUCCCUGGACAGCAGCAGCAGGGUGACGAAGACGAUGACAAAGGAAUUAUAAAGUUCCAGGAAAAUCCAUUACACUCAAGUGGUGCCACCGCCCAAACUACUCCUGGAUCUCGAUCCCCAAUUUUACCCGCCCCGAACGGGACAGAAGCAGUAGGGCAAGCAGCUGCAGAGCUAACUUUUAAACCCCUUGAAGCGUCCCAGCGGCAUCAUGCAAGUUAUGCAGAGGGACUACCAGGUGAUUUGACUCAGAGUGAAAAAGAAGACGAUCUGCUGCAACAACUCCUGCGACCAGAAUCGGCCGACAAUGAUGCAGAAAACCCUCUUCAAGUUCAAGGGAAGCACCCACAUUUUUCGCGGCAAGGAGAUUCGACAGAAAAGCAAGCGCUGGAAUUUUGUGCAUUUGAAGGCAGCCCUAAGAUCAAUCCAAACUAUUCUGCUGCUUCUUCGUCCUCUAGGACAGCCCAGCGCCACGAACUGUCCUUCAUCAAAAGCAUUCCGUUCCAGGAAGCGUCUCAAACUAGCUGGGCUACCACGAUUCGCAGAAUGCGGAACGAGCGCGCGGCGUCCAACAACGCGAAAAAUGGGUUUUAUGGACAGGCGUGUAGUAGUACCAAUCUUGCAACAGCGACCGCAACUACUCGCAGCUCAUCUGGCGUCGAAUCCUCGUUAAGACAAGCUGCGCCGCCUGUGUCUGUGUGCAGACAAGAUGUUAAGAGGAGCGCGACUAGUAGUGACGUUGGAGGCGACCAGAGUGACACGGCGGUGAGGAUGAGAAGUGCGAUGAGCGCAGAUGUGAUAUCUCACCAUCAACAGCAGCAGGGUUUUCGUAGCAGUCCGACUUCAGGCAGAGGCAGCAAAAGACCAGAAAGACGCGUCACCUUCGAGGCGCACGAAGAAAGGCAUGAAGAUGAUGUAGCAAAGUCGACUGUAACCCCGCCUUCUAGGGGUAAUACAACAACAACCGUGGAUUUGGUGGAUUCUAGCACCUACGGACGUUCCGGAAAUCCGAACGCGGCUGUUGAUUAUCCCCCGUACUACACUAUCACUUACACACAUCAACACCAAGGUCCUGCUGAUUCCGCCAUACCUCUAAGAAAGGACGACACUUCAUAUAAUGCUAUACCACAGUCAGACGUCAGCGCCUGUAUGAAUGAGGAAACAGCUACUGAUCAAAAAUGUCGGCACCAGUCAAGUCCAGCAGAGCAACGGCUGGCAAAGGAGCUAACUUCAUCAGGCCCUUUACCCUCCUCCGAAACAGACGAAGGAGUAGAUGCAGCAUUUGGAACUCUGAUACAACUAGAGGAAUUGAUUUUCGCCAAUGCGGUGAGAUGGAGUCCACCGCUUGACCGCGCACACACUGGCAUAACACGACUUCAGGGCGCAUACAAAGACAAAAGUGGAGAAGCCCGUGGUGGAGCUAGCUACAAAUAUGCAGGGCUUUCCCACGCUACGCCCAGCGCGUUGCUCAACUGUAUGCGUGAUGCCGCUCUCGUCGGACAAGAUUAGGACUGACCAUUUAUCUGAGACUCAAACUAGGAAUCUUUCAAUGCAGAUAAACAUGAAUUUAUAUCUAUUCUGUUAAGUAAAUCUUUUUCUAGAGCUCUGGUGUUGCCGAUUCACUAGACUUAAACGAAAAAACUCUAACAUCCUCUCGUUUAGAAGUUCUCCGUUUGUCAAUAGGAAUAUUUGUUGUGAUUUAUUCAACGAAUAUCAGAAAACGUAUUAUAACGACAACCAAGAGAGACACUCACGGCCCUAGGAAUAAUUGCCCAUAGUUAUUUAGAUCUCCUCUUCUCUAUCUCUCAAUCUUCCAAGGCAAUUAUAAUCUCACGCUUACCACGUCAUUUAGACCAGUACAACUACUUGUGCUUUUGGUACUAGUUUCUAAUCUGAGACAACUCCAGGAAAGAGAAGUAUCAUACCGCGAUCUAUAAAGAUCGCGCCACGACGAUUUCAGCCUGCCAACAUUUCGAUCGCCAGUGACCAUUUUGCGUCUCUGCAAGACUUGACCAUAUAUCGGCACUACGAGCUUGCCUCCACUUGGCCUACGAUGACGAUGAUAGUCUUAAGGGUUAUUUCCACAUUACAUCCUCCACUCACAUUCUUGACCCUUGUUCAAGCGGAAAAGAGGUCACUCAAGGAUGUUCUGAAGAAUGUACUGCUAUGCUGCAACAGCAACCUUUAAAAUUCAGUGCGGAAGACGAAACGCACACUCUGCGCCCGGCGUCGGAUUCGCCGUCGGAAAAAGGACUGAUACAUCUGUAUGUCACACUCCCGCAAGCCUUGCGAAUGGCUUUAUAUUCGUUCCUAUUGUUUGAAAACGAAGUUCCGAGGAAGUUUCGACACAAAGCUCCAGAUGGCCGACAAAAUUAAGGAUAACUGGCGACUCAUGCGCCUAUCUCUAGUUCAUCUGACUACUUUUUUACAGAGGGCGACUCCUUCAAGCAUACUUUUGCAACUAGGCUGCAUAUCUUCAUAUCAAUAUUUUCUUUUCUAGUAAAUAUAGCUGCUUUGGACGAAUAUUUUCUUCAAGAAAAAUAGAUAUCCGUUGAUUAGCAUCAAAUGACUUAAGUUGGUAUACUACAGCUCUAAGACAGAAGGCGACAGUAUUCCCUGCCGGGCCUGACACAUGGCAAUUUGGUGCACAUAUUCGAAAUCGCAUUGCAAUCUAUUACCGAACCAGGUCUGGCAGAAACCCUGCGGCAACAGUGGCUACCAGAAUGGAUUGAUCUCUGCAAAGGCAUCCUACAGAAUGCAAACGCCAAGUAAUAGUAGAGACGGAUACACCUCCUCUAGCUCCACCAGAUGUAUACCACCACUAACCGUGUAUGUACUCAGCGAAUAAUCCGUCUCCAUUGUAGAGAUGUUCCAGAUCGUAUUAUUGCAGAGCGCAUGAAUCUAACUAGCUGUGGUAUCUUCCUCUUUUCUUCUUUUUGUUGUUUGUAAAAUGCAAUGUCUCCUAUGCCCAGACUGUCUGCAGCCAUGGCUCCCGCAAGUCAAGCCAGAAAACUGAUAAUCUUAUGCUAAAUAGAAUUGAAGGAUAGUCGUGUGUCUGGUUGGAGCUCCUAACCGGAUUCUAAUGCUCAGGCUGAUUAUAUGUGUCACUCCUGCAAAGACGCAGGGUUAAGUCUAGUACUAAAUCAGAGAUUCUUCAUAGAUAUGAAGAAAAAGAAUGUGAAAAAGAAUGUGCAGACGAUCGCCUUCAGAAUGAGGUCAUGCAGCGGCACCAUCUUUUUAUCUUUAUGUAAGUAGAAAUGUAGUAUUGCUACUGCGCUGUUCUUGAUUAGCCGUAAAGAUGCGAUUUAAUCGUUUCUCUCUGGGAAUAUAUCAAGGCACUACUCAAAGUAAAAUCUCUCACCCGUUUUCUGCAGGGAAAGUUGGCUACAUCAUCAUCUUCAUGGGGUAUUCGCGUGGUCUCCUGUCUUCAAAACAACUAUGACCACGUAGAUGAAAGAUGUGAAGUUCAUACUUUUACUUCGAAACCCAAAAUCAAUCCUAGAGCAUGCCAACAGCUUCUGGGAAACGGAUAAAUCAGCACUGAAUCUGAAACAUGCGAAGAUGAAGAACAGUUUCUGGGAAACGAAGGCGGAAAACGCAUGAGCAUGAUCUUCAUGCUGCUUUCCUAUGCAACAUCAUCGAAAUAAAUUCGAACCCUUAUAU
Molecule: messenger RNA, 5876 nt
Organism: Amoebophrya sp. A25
Lineage: Eukaryota; Dinophyceae; Syndiniales; Amoebophryaceae
Source: the annotation of a GenBank genome assembly